Molecule: messenger RNA, 1148 nt
Organism: Pristis pectinata (smalltooth sawfish)
Lineage: Eukaryota; Metazoa; Chordata; Chondrichthyes; Rhinopristiformes; Pristidae
Product: secreted phosphoprotein 24-like
Exons: 6
Coding region: 374-964 (196 amino acids)
Biological process (GO): bone remodeling
Cellular component (GO): extracellular region
Source: RefSeq, a predicted model, not a curated record
UGCAGUUUCAAAACUCUCACUCAGUCACUGAUUUUGCCAAAAAAUAUUUAAUUUCCGAUCGCAGAAACAAAAAUAUCAUGAGAUUGUAUAAUUGAUGGUCUCGCAGAUUACAAAGCUGGGACAUUACACAUCCCAGUUCCCUAAAACAGCUGCAUUUAACUAGACAGUACCUCUGGAAAACAAGCAACUUACAAAUUAGAUUAUUGGAAAUGAUGGGAGGUGAGGCUGUGCAGUCAUUGUGGUUUGACUACAACAUGAGUAAUGUUAACUUUUGGUUUUACUGAAAUAUAUAAAUACUGAACAAAACAAAGGCUUCACAGUGCAAAGAAAAGGAAGUGACCUUCAUCGCAGCAGAAAGGCACCUCCUGGCAUAAUGAAGAUCAUUCUCUUCAUCCUCAGCUCAUUGCAAAUUCUCUGCUGCUCUGGACAGCCAUGUGGAAAUUGUACUUUUCCCGUGAUUGAUGAGGCAUUGAUUGCUUCAGUCAGAAAAUUGAAUGAUAUUUCUUCAAUUGAUAAUCUUUUUGCCAUGGUCAAGGGCGAAGUAAAAGAUAUUGUUUCUGUGGGAGAACGCAUGUUUUUUGUAGAUUUAGCGCUUGAUGUCCAAGAAACUGUGUGUCCCAAAGACAGUGGAUUAGACUGGGCUGACUGUGCACUGAAACCCUUAGCAACUGCUGAAACAGCUAACUGUACAAGCCGAGUGACAUUUGACAUCGAUGUGGUGGUGAAUGUGGAGGUACAGUGCACAGAGAUGGAUUGGAUUACACCCAAGCCACGUCCAAUCCCGGAUUCUGAAUCAUCAUCAGAAAGCAAUGAGUCAUCAGAUGAAAGCAGCAGUGAGGAUGGUUGCAAUAACAGAAGACGGAAUAUGCUCAGAAAGCGAGGAAAAGACAAGAGGAAUGGCAAAAAUGGGAACUGCAGGAAAGGAAAGAAGAGAUUCAAUUUAAGAAAAUUGAAGAGUGGAUGAAGAUAUGGAGGGAAAGAAAGUAAACAAGAAAAUUCCACAAUGUUUGCAGCAUUUUCACUUGUAAAGCAUUGUAUUUAAUAUUUAAUUAAAAUGAUAUAGAUCACUAUUUAGUUGGUUGUAUUUUGUAUGUUCAUGUGAUUCAUGUUUAUGUUCACAAUGUACUAACCAACUAAAUUAUGUGAUA